Molecule: messenger RNA, 789 nt
Organism: Olea europaea var. sylvestris
Lineage: Eukaryota; Viridiplantae; Streptophyta; Magnoliopsida; Lamiales; Oleaceae
Product: 40S ribosomal protein S14-like
Exons: 6
Coding region: 141-593 (150 amino acids)
Biological process (GO): ribosomal small subunit assembly; translation; maturation of SSU-rRNA from tricistronic rRNA transcript (SSU-rRNA, 5.8S rRNA, LSU-rRNA)
Cellular component (GO): ribosome; cytosolic small ribosomal subunit
Molecular function (GO): mRNA 5'-UTR binding; structural constituent of ribosome; small ribosomal subunit rRNA binding
Source: RefSeq, a predicted model, not a curated record
UUACGGAAAAUCAAAUCCCUCACCUGGGCCCAAAACCCUAGCUAUAUAAUUCGAGGAGUACACGUCCUCACCUCCAUUGCUAGGGUUUUCCAAGCGUCAGACGCAACUAAUUCUUCUGUGUCGUCUUAUUUCCCAAAGCCAUGUCGAGGAGAAAGACCAGAGAGCCCAAGGAAGAGAAUGUCACUCUAGGACCUGCCACUAGAGAUGGAGAACUAGUGUUUGGCGUGGCCCACAUUUUUGCUUCAUUCAACGACACCUUCAUUCACGUGACUGAUUUGUCUGGUAGGGAAACCAUGGUUCGUAUUACAGGUGGUAUGAAGGUAAAGGCUGACAGGGAUGAGUCUUCCCCAUAUGCAGCUAUGCUUGCAGCACAGGAUGUCUCUCAACGAUGCAAGGAACUUGGGAUUAAUGCACUUCAUAUUAAGCUUCGAGCAACUGGUGGGAACAAAACUAAGACCCCUGGUCCUGGUGCACAGUCUGCACUUAGAGCCCUUGCACGUUCAGGCAUGAAGAUUGGUCGCAUAGAGGACGUGACUCCAAUUCCUACCGACAGCACUCGGAGAAAGGGUGGCAGAAGGGGAAGGAGGCUGUGACUUGCCCUCUCUUCUGGCGUACUUAUGGCUUUCUAUUGGAUCUCUUAAGUUGCAAGUUUGUCUUUUCCUUUUAGUGCCAAAACAUUAUGUAGUUUAAAAGAAUUUUGUCGACAUUCAAUCAUCUGGAGUGUUGAUAAUUAGGAAUAUUGAUUUUGAUGGAAUUCUAGCUAAAUACCAUAUGCCUUCUGCUCUUCUA